UCACCCACUGUCGCCUCGGGCGGGGAUCGGUGCCCCCGAAGCGCAAAGCCUGACGCGCCCCCUUUCCCCGCCCCCCCAUCUCCCACCGCCCAGUCCCCGGCAGCGAUGAGACAGAGCGGCGCCUCCCAGCCCCUGCUGAUCAACAUGUACCUGCCAGAUCCCGUCGGAGACGGUCUCUUCAAGGAAGGGAAGAGCCCGAGCUGGGGGCCUUUGAGCCCUGCGGUGCAAAAAGGCAGCGGGCAGAUUCAGCUGUGGCAGUUUCUGCUGGAGCUGCUGGCGGACCGCGCGAACGCCGGCUGCAUCGCGUGGGAGGGCGGCCACGGCGAGUUCAAGCUCACAGACCCCGACGAGGUGGCGCGGCGCUGGGGCGAGCGGAAGAGCAAGCCUAACAUGAACUACGACAAGCUGAGCCGCGCCCUGCGCUACUACUACGACAAGAACAUCAUGAGCAAGGUGCACGGCAAGCGCUACGCUUACCGCUUCGACUUCCAGGGCCUUGCGCAGGCCUGCCAGCCGCCACCCGCUCACGCUCACGCCGCCGCCGCCGCCGCCGCGGCCGCCGCCGCCGCCCAGGACGGCGCGCUCUACAAGCUGCCCGCAGGCCUCGCCCCGCUGCCCUUCCCCGGCCUCUCCAAACUCAACCUCAUGGCCGCCUCGGCCGGCGUCGCGCCCGCCGGAUUCUCCUACUGGCCCGGCCCGAACCCGGCUGCCACCGCCGCAGCCACCGCCGCGCUCUACCCCAGUCCCGGCUUACAACCUCCACCGGGGCCCUUCGGCGCGGUGGCCGCAGCCUCGCAUUUGGGAGGCCAUUACCACUAGACGGGGCGGCGGGGUGCUGCGCAGCCUCUCCCACUCGCCCAG
Molecule: messenger RNA, 861 nt
Organism: Marmota flaviventris (yellow-bellied marmot)
Lineage: Eukaryota; Metazoa; Chordata; Mammalia; Rodentia; Sciuridae
Gene: Fev
Product: FEV transcription factor, ETS family member
Biological process (GO): cell differentiation; regulation of transcription by RNA polymerase II
Cellular component (GO): nucleus
Molecular function (GO): sequence-specific DNA binding; DNA-binding transcription factor activity, RNA polymerase II-specific
Source: RefSeq, a predicted model, not a curated record